Molecule: messenger RNA, 1635 nt
Organism: Penicillium malachiteum
Lineage: Eukaryota; Fungi; Ascomycota; Eurotiomycetes; Eurotiales; Aspergillaceae
Exons: 2
Coding region: 1-1635 (544 amino acids)
Molecular function (GO): protein binding; zinc ion binding
Source: RefSeq, a predicted model, not a curated record
AUGGCAUCAAAUCUUGACAUCGUGCAGAGUCACCCAUUUCUACAUUACGCGACUAUCAACCUCUUUGUUCAUGCAGAAAAGGCUACCAGCUCUCGAGCUGACUUGCUGCAUAACGAAAAGGACAUUUUGCACCAAAUCAUCGGUCUCUGGGCUCAAGUCUACCAGGAUAUUGAUAAGUAUAGCAGUGCAUGUCCACCAACAGCGGUUUGGUAUGGACACAUAGUUUUUGUUGAAUGGCUUCUCAACGAGGACGUGAGGCUUGAGGCAGGAGAUGGAUGUGCACUAUACGCAGCUUCGUUUGCUGGUCAUAUUGAGAUUGCAAAAAUACUGCUCAAUGCUGGGGCGGAUCCGAAUGCUCCAGGUGGUGAACAUGGCAAUGCACUAGGGGCAGCUAUAUGGGGUAGAAAUGCUGAGUUAUCAAAGAUCUUACUCGAUGCUGGCGCAGAUUUUAACACCCAGGUUGGCAAAGGCGGAUCUGCAUUACAGGCUGCUGCAUAUAUUGGAAAUGUUGAGACAGUGAAGAUCUUACUCGAUGCUGGCGCAGAUGUCAAUGCCCAGGGCGGUAAAUACGGAACUGCAUUACAGGCUGCAGUUACUUCAUUGCGAGGACCUGUUGCAAUGCUAAUGAACCGCAUGCUGCUGUUUAACAGCCGGCUCGGUGUCGAUACCAAAGGCGAUGUAUACGAAGAUGCAAAACGGGCUGCUCCCGCUGCCCAGGUUGGUCAAUAUAGUAAUGCAGUACAGCCCCAAGGUAAAGAUACUGCAUUAAAAGCAGAGCCCCAGGUAGUACAAAUCCUGAUUGAUGCGAAUGCCGAUGUCAAUGCUCAGGGUGGUAGAUACGGAUCAGCUCUCUUGGCAGCUGUUCAUCGGGACCAUUCAUAUGCCAUUGAGAUUCUUCUUAAUACUGACGCAGAUCCAGUCCUUACAGAUGAACUUCAUCAAACUCCGCUUCAUAUUGCAGCUCCCAGGCAUAUGACCCAUCUUCUUUCUCGGUUCCCACAACUUGCCUCACAGGCAGCAAUCAACAAAUAUAAAAUGCUCCUGGAAACCUCUCUACACCUAGCUAUCUACUCAGGUCACAUCAGCUUUGCUACGAGACUGCUCCGUCUUGGUGCUCUGCAAGAUGGCUAUGGCAAAAACGCGAUGGACUGGGCACUCGAACACAGAACUCUCUCGCAGGAGAUGAAGGAACUUUGUCCUUGGCUUGCAUUCACACUUUACGAAGAUCAAGAAUCAACUGUUCGUCGAUCACUGGUCCAACUCUCCGAUAUGGUUCCUCGGGCCAGCCUCAACUGUUCAUGGCCGGCUUUACAACAAUUAGCCCGCUAUUUCUUAUUUCUCAAUGACACGAACAAUGUAUACCAUCUAUUCCGGGCUCGCCUCCCUCAAAAGAAGCGCUUUGCUAGCGACAUAGACGAAGCCGUCUGCAACCUCUGCAAAACACUAAUUUCUGGUACUCGUUUUGUUUGCAGAAUCUGCGCCCAUAUGGAUCUUUGCUCUUCCUGCGUACAAAAUAUCCGUUCCAUAGCAGAUUACAUCCAAAUCAGAAAAAUGAACUCUUCCAGCUUUCCGAUCUGCCUGAGAAUGAUUCUCAACCCAUUUGGCCAGCUUUACAGGAGUUGGCCUACUUCCUAA